Phytomonas sp. EM1 is the source of this 891-nucleotide messenger RNA. The record is from the annotation of a GenBank genome assembly. NCBI's taxonomy places the organism in Eukaryota, Euglenozoa, Kinetoplastea, Trypanosomatida, Trypanosomatidae.
GUAACACUCCUCAGUCCCCCUCUCGUAUAUACAUAUAUAUAUAUAUAUAUUCAUACACGAAAGUGGUGGUGCAAAAAAAAAAAAGGAAGAACAAGACAAACCAAAAGACAUUAAGAGCACAAAAAAAAAAGAGAAUUUCAUAGCUCAAUGGCUACCGGAAACAUAUCAGACACUGCGUUAAAAUACUUCGAGGAAAAGGGCAUUAAAAUGCUCUUAGAUGAGGCAUUCCACGAUUUAUUGGUUGCGUUGCCUGACGAUCCACUAACGUUUUUGUUGAACGCGUUUGAAAAGCCGUCUGGUCUCCGCCUUAUGGUCGCAGGAUUAUUCGGUAGCGGAAAAAGUACGCAGUCCAAACUGCUGGCUGAAAAGUAUGGACUUUGUUAUAUCAGUGCGGGUGAUUUGUUGCGUAAACAAAGUGCCGGUACAUCAGAAAAGGCGCAGCUAAUUUCUUCUUAUUUGGACCGAAAGGCCCUUGUACCGGACGAGCUCUUUAUAGACUUGGUCUUUGAAGCGUUACGUCCUGCACAGGAAAGUGGCCGUGGGUGGAUUCUAGAGGGAAUCCCGCGAACACGCGCCCAGGCUAUCUAUCUCCAGACCGCAGGAAUAUUUCCCCAGAGGUUCUUCUACCUGGAUGUUUCCAAUGAGGUAUCAGCGCUCCGCCUAUCAAAAACGUGUAGGAACACCGUGCGUACACCAUCUUCCCCAGAUCCACCGAAGAUGGAUAACACUUAUGAGGCAAUAAUUUUGAGUUUGAACAAUUCCAAGUCUCAAUAUCAAGAGCUUAUUGAGUGCUACGAAUCUUUUUUUGUUCGCAUUAAUGCGGAGAGGACAGUUGAAGAGGUACAUGAGGAACUAUGUGCUCAAGUGAUGUCUUUAGGGUUGCCCCCAUAG